Fopius arisanus is the source of this 2776-nucleotide messenger RNA. It is a transcript of the gene Rho1, whose product is annotated as ras-like GTP-binding protein Rho1. Gene Ontology annotation, cellular component: cytosol. NCBI's taxonomy places the organism in Eukaryota, Metazoa, Arthropoda, Insecta, Hymenoptera, Braconidae. The record is from RefSeq and is a predicted model, not a curated record. Gene Ontology annotation, molecular function: GTPase activity; protein kinase binding; GTP binding. The transcript has 6 exons. Gene Ontology annotation, biological process: small GTPase-mediated signal transduction. The coding region runs from base 200 to 841 and encodes 213 amino acids.
UGUGGCCACAGAAGGCAGCCAUUGGCAGCCAUUUUCUUGGUCUAUCUGUCGCAUAAGAUUUUCAGGAGUUUAGGCUGUUCAUUUGGGGUUUGAGUGGUAAUCCCCAGGGAUCGGGGGGUUUUAUUCCAUCAUCGGUCGAUCACAAACAUUUGACUUCGUGGAAUAACUGACAGAAUGCUGAGAAAGAAAGACUAAAAAGAUGGGAUGCAUUGUGGGCCGAGGCAUCGGUUCAGACGAUACGGGUCACCCUGGAUCAGGAUUCAUGGCGGCUAUCAGAAAGAAACUAGUAAUCGUGGGCGAUGGUGCCUGUGGUAAAACCUGCCUGCUCAUAGUAUUCAGCAAAGAUCAGUUUCCCGAGGUUUAUGUUCCCACUGUAUUUGAAAAUUAUGUGGCUGACAUUGAAGUGGACAGCAAACAGGUUGAGUUGGCCCUCUGGGAUACAGCAGGACAAGAAGACUACGACAGGCUGCGUCCACUAUCUUAUCCGGACACCGACGUAAUUCUCAUGUGUUUUUCGAUUGACAGUCCGGAUUCAUUAGAGAACAUUCCCGAGAAAUGGACACCCGAGGUGAAGCACUUCUGUCCAAAUGUACCAAUUAUUCUCGUUGGAAACAAAAAGGAUUUGCGCAAUGACCCAGGCACUAUCAAGGAGCUUGGUAAAAUGAAGCAAGAGCCAGUAAAGCCAGAAGAGGGUAGAGCCAUGGCUGAAAAAAUUAAUGCCUUUGCUUACCUCGAGUGCUCUGCCAAGAGCAAGGAGGGUGUACGAGAAGUAUUCGAAACAGCGACCAGAGCAGCACUCCAGGUAAAAAAGAAGAAAAAGGGCAGAUGUAGGUUGCUCUGAGUCUAUUAUGCGGAAUGGGCCCGACGCCGACCGGGUGAAUAAACAAACGUAAAAUCAUGGAAUUGCGGUACUAGCUAUUCAAAAAAAAAUGAAGAGAAUAAUAAUAAUAAUAAUGAAAAUAAUCUACGGAAAGCUAGUCGUAAUGCCGGAGGCCCCCGAAGCAUAAGAAAAGCAAGAAAACCUAUAACAUACUUGAUAUCUUAUCUUUAAUUACUUUACAUAAAUGAAAAAAAAACGAUCAACAACUAGAAACAUGUAAAACGCGUCCAAUAACGGAUAUUGAAAAAAAAUGAAGAGCAAAUAAAUCCGACAACUGAAUUUCAUACAGAAGAUUAAGUGCACCAGCCAAUACAGUGAUCCGUGCAUCCUUCGUAAAUUAAAAUAUAUAUACGUAUUUAUGUAUUCCAAAAUAAAUACAUAUAUAUAUUCGGAUCCAUCAGCGCGUGUAUGUUACAAUUGUAUGAGUGUUUGAAUUGCUUGUCUGUGUGAAGUUUAAAUACACAUCUGCCUGAUACUUUAAACAGAAAACAACAAAAAAAAAACGCCUGUGUGCAUUGUAGCAAUUUUUUUUGCAAAGACUAUAAUAAUUGUAUCUUUUUAAUAACGAUGGCGAUUAAAUGCUUCAUCCUCGAAAAAUAUAACAGUGAAAAGAAGGAUAAACCAAAAAAUAAUGGAAUUUAUUUUCAAUGUUAAACCAUUUCUGAUUUCCAAUUCGAGUUUCGAUUCGAGAUCCUCUCGAUUAUCAUGUUAUUUUUGGAUAUUUUUGGAUAAUCGAGGGUUCAGUGUGGGACACCUCCAGUCUGGCUCUCAGUCUUUCACUCAAUUCUUUAUUUACGUUUUAUUUCUUUUUCAAUCGCACGAACUGUCAAUUAUUCUUCCGAGUCUGACGACCAUUUCAUUCAGCACUUUUUUUUUUACUUGACAAAGUGUUAUUUAUCUUUCUCCAAUUAUUUACGAGAAUUAUUUACGACGUGAAAGCAAUGCAGUAAAUUAAUUAUUAAAAACUGAUGAUGAGAAAAUUUAUCAACGUGAGAUGACUAUCUGGAUCGUUCUGUCGAUCUUCAAGAUACCAAGUAGGCUAAAUGUAUUAUUAUUAUCUCAUUAUUAUUAUUAUUAUGAUUCAACUAUUGAUAUGUUAUAUUAUAUUAUUGUAAUACGACGACACUAACAUUAAUGAAUUGUAAUAGCGGUUAUAUUCUAUUUAUGUACUCCGAUAAAAUGAAAGAAAAACCGAGCAAUAUGCCUCCCAUUUAUAUUAUGAUUUUUCGAAUACCGCGUGAGGUAGAUUGGUUUAGUUAAUUCUUAUGUUUUUAAUCGCACAUGAUUUUAUAAGAGCCAGAGCGUGUCUGACAAUUGAUGAUAUUUCCCCUUGGGCUCAUUACGCCAGCUAAAGUAAUUGUUCUACUUUCACAUGUAAAUAGGGACAAUUGACAGGCAAAUUGACAGUUUUCUUCGUAUCUAUGACAAGUAAAUUCUUUUUUUUUAACACUUAUAUGAUCAUCGCGAAAUGCAAUUUGUUCAGAAUUUUGUGAUAUCUUUGUAUAAUGUUCAUAAGCCGCUCUACCAGAAUGUCGCGACAUAUUUACCCUUUUCAUUUUUUUUUUUCGAGACUAGGAGAUAAGUAGUCUUUCAAUUGGGUGAUUGUUGGAUGCCGUUUCAACACUUGGAUUUUUCGUGGAUGUGGGGGAGAUCAUGCUGAGCUGGAGCAGGACGGAAUUGAUGGAGGAACUUUGUCGUCCCACGAUCACCUUUUUUUCUAUUUGAAUAAUGAAAGUGUAAACAGCUUUUCACUUACUUGCGUGUGGAAUGCGUUCAAUCUCAGUUAAGAUGUUUUAUUUUACGUAGGAUCUUGUCGAGUGGAUGCAAGAGACAAGAGAAUUUAUGUAUUUCUUUGGAAUUAUAGGUUUAUUAUAAAAAUCAUUGAAUAAGCAGAAA